Molecule: messenger RNA, 4318 nt
Organism: Lotus japonicus
Lineage: Eukaryota; Viridiplantae; Streptophyta; Magnoliopsida; Fabales; Fabaceae
Product: sister chromatid cohesion protein PDS5 homolog C-like
Exons: 15
Coding region: 205-3621 (1138 amino acids)
Biological process (GO): mitotic sister chromatid cohesion; DNA repair
Cellular component (GO): chromatin; nucleus
Source: RefSeq, a predicted model, not a curated record
AGGAUUUAUCACAGAUUUUGGUCUCGAAUAUUUUGCUAAAAAACUCACUUUACUCUCCUUCUCGUGCUCGUUUAUCGGUCUGUCCGUCAUUUCUCGAUCGGAGGAAAAGAAAAAACCCUAAUCUCCUCGUUUCGCCGGAAACCACCGUCUCCAUUCGUGAGAAGCGGGCUUCGAUGCUGUGAGUCCGUCAGAGAUCUGGUGGAAAUGGACGCAGAUACGGCGGCACAUCCAAUGGAGAGUUCCGAGAAAGAACUGGAGGAGCGCCUUCUCAAAGCUGGCAACGAGCUCGCAGAUCCACCGUCGUCGGCGGAGGAGCUCCUCUCAAUUCUUGAGCGAGUUGAGAGUUACUUAUCAAAGAUUGAACAGACACCUAAUGAAUCUAUGCAAACUGCACUCUCUCCAACACUGAAAGCAUUAACUGGAGAAAUUUUCUUAAAGCAUUCAGAUGCUGAUGUCAAAGUUGCAGUUGCGUCCUGUCUUAGUGAAAUAACAAGAAUCACUGCACCUGAUGCUCCUUAUGAUGAUGAUGAAAUGAAGGAGGUGUUUCAGUUAAUUGUAUCUUCAUUUGAAAAUCUACAUGAUAAGUCAAGCCGAUCAUAUGCAAAGAAGCUCUCAAUGCUUGAAACUGUUGCAAAAGUCAGAUCAUGCGUAGUAAUGCUGGACCUUGAGUGCGAUCACCUGAUUUUGGAGAUGUUUCAGCAUUUCUUGAAGGAAAUAAGGGAACAUCAUCCUGAGGAUGUUUUUUCAUCCAUGGAAACAGUUAUGACACUUGUUCUGGAAGAAAGUGAAGAUAUAUCCAUGGAUUUACUUUGUCCACUCCUGGCCACUUUUAAGAAAGACAAUGAGGAAGUUUCUCCAAUUGCCCUACAAUUGGUGGAGAGGGUCCUUGAAAAUUGUGCAACCAAGCUUCAACCCUACUUAGUACAAGCAGUCAAAACCUUGGGCAUAUCUGUGGAUGACAGUAAGAUACUUGCUAAAAUAUGCCAAGAUGCAUCUGAUAGCUUCGAAAAAAAUGAUGUAUGUGUUAGUAGUGAGCAUGUGGAAGAUAAGGGCAAGUCACCAAAGCAAUCAUCAGAGGAGACAACACAAGCGGCUAAAGGAGAUGCAACGGAAGCUGAACAUUCUCAACAAGAUAAUCCUAAUGGGAACAGAUCGCCGAAGUCAGUCAUGAGCAAUGGUGUUGCAUGUGUCAGAGAAGAUAAUGCUUUAGCAGAUUCGAAGUCCAAUAAGCAAGAGGAUACUGAUUGUUCUGGUCACUCUGAAUCUUUGGAUGUAUCUGGUCAGAGGGAACUCAAUAAUUUGGACGCUGAAAAGGUUGACAAUGAUGGAGGAAAACCAAAACAAACCACCAAGAGGCGAAGGAGGAAAUCAAGAUCUUCAACUAAAUCAAGAAAACCUUCUGUUAAAGCAGGGUCACAGGGUCAAGUUGUGGCUCAUGAGAAGGAAGCUGAGAAGCCUUCUGUUGUAGCAGGGUCACAGGAUCAAGUUGAUGCUGAUGAGAAGGAAGCUGAGAAAAGGCUGGACUCUGAAGCUCCCAGUUCCCCCCAUGAAGACCAUUCUGUUGAAGCUGCAGGACCUACAGAGGAAGACGAAGAGACUCAUGCUAAUAUUUCUUCGCCCGAAGCAUGCAAUGAUGAUUCUGAAGUUAAAGGUUCUCCUUCAACAAGUGAGAACCUCCCUAACAAAAAUCAUUCAAAGAAACUUGGAAAAGCAAAAAUGAAGGAGGACCCUGCUAAAGAAGGGGCUGCAGAGGAUGUUUCAAAUAAGAUGUCUAAAGGAGCAAGUGAUUCAGAAGCCAAACCUGCCAGGCACUCAGUGAAAAAGGCCCUUGGUCGAAACUCUGAUGUUAAAGAUACUACUGUCGCUCAUGAGAAGGAAGCUGAGAAAAGGCUGGACUCUGAAGCUCCCAGUUCCCCCCAUGAAGGCCAUUCUGUUGAAGCAGCUGGACCUACAGAGGAUGACAAAGAGACUCAUGCUGAUAUUUCUUCACCCGAAGCAUGCGAUGAUGAAUCUGAAGUUAAAGCUUCUCCUUCAACAAGUGAGAACCUCCAUGACCAAAUUCGUUCAAAGAAACUUGGAAAAGCAAAAAUUAAGGAUAUCCCUGCUAAAGAAGGGGCUACAGAGGAUGUUUCAAUUAAGGUGUCUAGAGGAGCAAGUAAUUCAGAAGCCAAACCUGCCAGGCGUUCAGUAAAGAAAGCCCUUGGUCGAAACUCUGAUGUUAAAGAUACUACUGUGGCAGAUUUAGUCAAAAAAGGAAGUGGGGCUGCAAGUGAUGUUGAUGCUAAAAAGAAUUCAGCAAAGAAGUUAGGUGAACACAAAAGUGAUAUUAAUGCUAAAAAGCACUCGGCAAAGAAACUAGAUGAACAGAAGGGUGGUAGUGGAUCCUCUUCAAGGAAGCUGGAGAACAAUAAAAAGUCAGGGCGGGGCAAAGCUAACUCUGAAGCAGCUGUUGCAAAAUCUUCUGCUAUAGAUGUUGAUAAGGAAAUGACGGUGUAUUCUCCAAGGUCUGGUACAAAAUCCACUAAAUCUGAAAAUACAGAGGAGAUUCCCCUGACAAGUGCAAAGAGGAAACGUACUCCAGGAAAAGAAAAAGAGUCUGAUACAAAGAAAUAUGGUGAAAACCUUGUUGGUUUACGGGUUAAAGUUUGGUGGCCUGAGGAUCGUGAGUUUUACACGGGUGUCGUUAAUUCAUUUGAUUCCGCCAGAAAGAAGCACAAGGUGUUGUAUGAUGAUGGUGAUGAAGAAACAUUAAAUCUUAGGGAGGAAAAAUGGGGGGUCAUUAAAAAAGCUGAUUCAGAUGCUGAUGGGGAAGAAGGAAGUGAUCAGGCAGGUCUUGAUGGUUCUGCUGAAAUGCCACCAACGAAGAAAGGAAAAUCAAGCAGUCAAUCAACUAAGCAAGGAAAGACGGGUGCUUCUUCCAGUUUUGGAGCAACAGGAUCAGGUGGAUCUAAAGGCAUAUCCCUGAAGUCUGGCCAUAAGUCCAAAGACGGCAACAAAUCCAAAGAUUCCAAGGACACCACUCCUAGAAGUGGUGGCAGUAAAUAUACUCCUGAACAAAAAAUGACUAGCAAAUCUAAGACCACACCAAAACCCUCUGCCAAGUCUAAGCAAGAAACCAUGAAGAGUGGAAAAUCCAAACAAAAAACUCCGAAGACUGCUGCUUCCAAGAGAAAGCAGCCCCCAAAAAGCAAUGGAAAGUCCAAUGUAAAUGAUAGUGACAAGGUGAAGUCUGCUUUGAAGAGAAAAGAUUCAGAGGAUGAGAGCUCAGAUGUUUCAUCAAGAGAGGUAGAAGAUACCAAGGCCGAGUUGUCAGAGGAUGAUGACAUUAGCACGCCAACACCCUCUGCCAAGUCUAAGAAAGAAACCCUGAAGAGUGGAAAAUCCAAGCAAACAACCCAAAAGACUGCUUCUUCUAAGAGAAAGCUCCCCAAAAGCAGCGGAAAGUCUGAUGUCAAAGACAGUGACAAGCUGAUGUCUAUUUUGUUGAAGAGAAAAGAUCCAGAGAAUGAGAGCUCAGAUGUUUCAUCAAGAGAGGUAGAAGAUACAAAGGGCAAGUUGUCAAUUUCAUCUAAGGCACAAGGAAGUGGUGCCAAGCGUGAAAAGAAGCGUCAAAGAAGCUAGAACAUUUGAAUAUUUCUUUCUCUGGCCUGAGUCCUCUGGUAAAUCUAAGCUGUGUUAGGUACCUGUUCAUGAAUUGCUGUAAUUGUCUUUUAUUGCUGCUAGCAUUGUUAUCCUUAGUCAGGCUAGUUUAGUUUCAUAGUAUGGGUUAAUAAUAGGUUAACAUCUUUAGCUCUUUUUUGUUUUUUAAUUGUUUCUAGAUGGGGAUAUUUUCUGAAGGCAGUAGCUAAAAAUCAUUUGGUUUGCAACCUUCCAUGAAAGAAUGCUUUGGCACUCUCCAAGACUGACAGAAGGCCACCCAGGAUCGAGUAUGUACAUUGCUUAGGAUUGGGCUAUGAUGUUUAUUGUUGAACCUUGAGCAUAGUUGAAUGAGUAGAAGCUAGUAUUGAAGUUCCGGGCACUAAUUGGGAGGAUAACCCUGUUUUGUAUGGUUUUUCUGGUUUCGAUCUGCAUCUAGUUAGGUAGUAAAUGGAUAUCAGCGCUGUAUUACUUUUAGGCGAAGCUUUAGUUCUAUGGAUUUCAGUUCUGUAAACAUUAGGUAUGAAUAUCAGCUUGCACUAUAUCUUCAGCAUGUUUGUGUUGGCUUCCCUUUCCUCUCUGAAACUAGAAGCCACCAUGGAAGCUUUUCUGCAUAAUUGAUUCUAACUUUAGAAUUAAUUGUGAAGGAUUUUUAAAGAUGCACUUAUUGAUGUUUCUACUA